Messenger RNA from Musa acuminata AAA Group (dessert banana), 645 nucleotides. RefSeq lists its product as uncharacterized. The record is from RefSeq and is a predicted model, not a curated record. NCBI's taxonomy places the organism in Eukaryota, Viridiplantae, Streptophyta, Magnoliopsida, Zingiberales, Musaceae. The coding region runs from base 97 to 630 and encodes 177 amino acids. The transcript has a single exon.
UCACCGUCUCUCAUCGAGAGCCAGCGACCAACUCAUUCUUCCCAUCCCAUUAACAGCACGCAGCGAUCGUUGAGACCUCUUCGGGUCAAGGCUUCAAUGGGAAACUACGUCUCCUGCACCCUCGCCGGGCCGGCAGGGGGCCACGCGAGAUCGGUCAAGGUGAUCCUCCCCGGCGGCCGGGUCCAGCGCAUCGACGGGCCGGCCAACGCGGCGGAGCUCAUGCUUGACGCGCCGGGGCACUUCCUCGUGGACUCGCGGUCGAUGCACGUCGGCCGGCGGUUCGCGCCGCUCGUGGCGGACGAGGACUUGGAGAUGGGCCACGUCUACGCCAUGUUCCCCAUGAAGCGGGUGAACGCGGUGGUGGCCGCGGCCGACAUGGCGGCGCUGCUGAUGGCAGCGCGGAAGGAGGUCCGCCGGGAGUUGGGCGGCGGCGCCAGGGUCUUGCCGGAUGCCACCCACGUAUCGACGGAGGUGGCGGAGGGUUAUCCUCCGGAGUCGGAGCAGAACGCCGCCCGGACAUCGUUGGAGGAGGCGGCGGAGAUGAGGGAGUUCAGAUAUAGGUUGAGCAUGUGCAGGUCAAGGAGACCAACUCUGGAGACCAUCGCCGAGGAGCCCAUUUGCUCCAGAUAAUAUAUAUAUAUAUAU